AUGCAUCUCCAAAAAUCCCUCACCUUCAUCAUCCCCCUCCUCCCCCUAACCCAUACCCAAUCCACCCUAACAACAACAACCACCACCCCCUGCGGUCCCAUCCCCUCCUGCCCAACCAAACACUUCUGCACCACCGCAACAUUCUACACCCCCACCACCACCUACAUCACCACCUGCGUGCCCACUCCCACCUGUCUGACCGUUUACGCGAACUGCAUCUCGGGCGGUGGCGGCCCGGCCUGUUGCUCGGGGUAUUGCGCUGCGACGAAAUGUCGGUCUACGGAUCCGGAUUGGCCGGGUUGUAGUGAGGAUGAGGGGGUGUGUAGGGAUGAUGGGGAUUGUUGUUAUGGGAAUGAAUGUGUUGAUGGGCUUUGUGAGAGGGAGACUUGAUUCUUUG
Molecule: messenger RNA, 397 nt
Organism: Aspergillus sclerotioniger CBS 115572
Lineage: Eukaryota; Fungi; Ascomycota; Eurotiomycetes; Eurotiales; Aspergillaceae
Exons: 3
Coding region: 1-390 (129 amino acids)
Source: RefSeq, a predicted model, not a curated record